Messenger RNA from Mycosarcoma maydis (corn smut), 1029 nucleotides. RefSeq names its product putative casein kinase 2 catalytic subunit CKA2. Gene Ontology annotation, biological process: protein phosphorylation; DNA damage response; regulation of transcription by RNA polymerase I. The coding region runs from base 1 to 1029 and encodes 342 amino acids. Gene Ontology annotation, molecular function: protein serine/threonine kinase activity; ATP binding. Gene Ontology annotation, cellular component: protein kinase CK2 complex; nucleus; cytosol. The record is from RefSeq and is a predicted model, not a curated record. Lineage: Eukaryota; Fungi; Basidiomycota; Ustilaginomycetes; Ustilaginales. The transcript has a single exon.
AUGUCAGGUGGUCGCAGCUGCGCGAGGGUAUACCCUGGUGCCAACGAAAAGUUUGGUCGACCCUGGUGGGACUACGACAAUCUUGCAGUGCAAUGGGGAACACAGGACAACUACGAGAUCCUCCGAAAAGUAGGACGAGGCAAGUACUCGGAGGUGUUUGAAGGCGUGAACAUUGCAUCUGCGUCAGGCGUGCCGGAAAAGUGCAUCAUCAAGGUGCUCAAGCCGGUCAAGAAGAAGAAGAUCAAACGAGAGAUCAAGAUCCUCCAAAAUCUGGCGGGCGGUCCCAACGUUGUCGGCCUCUUGGAUGUGGUGCGUGACCCGCAAUCCAAGACACCGUCGAUCAUCACCGAAUACAUCAACAACACUGACUUCAAGGUACUCUACCCCAAGUUCACCGACUUUGACGUGCGCUUCUAUAUCUUUGAGCUGCUCAAGGCGCUCGACUUUUGCCACUCGCGUGGUAUCAUGCACCGCGACGUCAAGCCACACAAUGUGAUGAUCGACCACGAGAAGCGCAAGUUGCGACUGAUCGACUGGGGUCUUGCCGAGUUCUACCAUCCAUACACCGAGUACAACGUUCGUGUAGCGUCGCGUUACUUCAAGGGACCUGAACUGCUGGUCGACUUCCAAGAGUACGACUAUUCGCUCGAUAUGUGGAGUUUGGGAUGCAUGUUUGCCAGCAUGAUCUUCCGCAAGGAGCCUUUCUUCCACGGUCAUGACAACUACGACCAGCUGGUCAAGAUCUGCAAGGUGCUUGGAACGGAUGAGCUGUAUGCCUACCUGGAAAAGUACGACAUCGAUCUGGACCCACAGUACGACGAUAUCCUGGGACGAUACCAGCGCAAGCCGUGGAGCCGUUUCAUCACGUCCGAGAACCAGCGAUACAUUUCGAACGAUGCCAUCGACUUUUUGGACAAGCUGCUGCGCUACGAUCACCAGGAGCGCCUCACGGCAAAAGAGGCGCAAGACCACCCGUACUUUGAGCCCGUCAAGGCGGCCGCUGCUCGUGGCGAGGUGGUUGCUAGUUGA